AUGCGAAGAGCCGAGAUUUCCAUCGUUAGAAUUCUGCAGCAGAGUGAACUUCAUGAGGAGAUCCAGAGUAUCCAGCGAGGCGAUUUCCCGAAACGAAUGGCCAACUUGCAGCCGUUUAUCGACGACGAAGGAUUACUACGAGUCGGAGGGCGCUUGCAAAACUCCAAGCUACCUUUCGAAGCCAAGCACCAGUUGUUACUUCCUCGGAAACAUCGUGUUACGGAAAUGCUGAUACGCAAAUACCAUGAGGACCGUCUACACGAGGGCCAAUCCGGAUUAUUGGCCGCCAUUCGGCAGAAAUUUUGGUUGACGAAUGCACGAUCCGCUAUUCGCAAGGUGAUCCACGAUUGUGUUAAAUGUUUCCGGACGAAGCCACGGAGCAUCCAGCCUCUGAUGGGUGUGCUACCUGAAGCACGAGUCACCGAGCAUGCGCCAUUCGAGCUGACCGGCGUGGACUAUGCCGGACCGAUACUUGUGAAGGAAGGCAAACGCAAGCCGAAAAUAGUGAAGGCGUACAUCUCACUAUUCGUAUGCCUGUCAACGAAAGCCAUCCACCUCGAAUUAGUAUCCGACCUGACCUCUGAUGCUUUCCUUGCCGCUCUCGACCGUUUCAUCAAUCGCCGUGGUCUUGUCCGCAAGCUAUUUUCGGACAAUGGGACCAAUUUUGUUGGGGCUUUGAAGGAGCUUCGACAUCUACGUGAUAUGUUCAACGACCAGGUGGAGCGGAACAAAAUCAACGACUUCCUGAUCGGCCGAGAAGUUGAAUGGGAGUUUAUUCCGCCGAGAUCACCUAACUUCGGAGGAUUAUGGGAGGCCGGAGUGAAGAUAGUGAAGUCCCAUCUCACCAGAACUCUCGGGAAUACAACUCUAACGUUCGAGCAACUUAGCACCGUGUUGACCCACAUCGAAGCGAUUGUCAACUCUCGACCGCUAUAUUCCACAUCAGAUGAUCCCAACGACCCUCAACCGAUAUCGCCUGCACAUCUAAUGCUUGGUCGACCAAUGGAACCGGUGAUCAAGCCAUCGUAUUUGGAUGUACCAGCAAACCGCUUAACCAAAUGGCAGUAUCUGAACCAGAUGAGAGACCACUUGUAG
Messenger RNA from Aedes albopictus (Asian tiger mosquito), 1095 nucleotides. RefSeq lists its product as uncharacterized. The record is from RefSeq and is a predicted model, not a curated record. The transcript has a single exon. Gene Ontology annotation, biological process: DNA integration. Gene Ontology annotation, molecular function: nucleic acid binding. Bases 1 to 1095 code for a protein of 364 amino acids. Lineage: Eukaryota; Metazoa; Arthropoda; Insecta; Diptera; Culicidae.